Pogonomyrmex barbatus (red harvester ant) is the source of this 3353-nucleotide messenger RNA. RefSeq lists its product as uncharacterized. Gene Ontology annotation, cellular component: cytoplasm; nucleus; cytoskeleton. NCBI's taxonomy places the organism in Eukaryota, Metazoa, Arthropoda, Insecta, Hymenoptera, Formicidae. Gene Ontology annotation, molecular function: protein serine/threonine/tyrosine kinase activity; ATP binding; protein serine/threonine kinase activity. The record is from RefSeq and is a predicted model, not a curated record. Gene Ontology annotation, biological process: peptidyl-threonine phosphorylation; peptidyl-serine phosphorylation.
ACCAUGGCGGACCAGCGGCGAACUGCAUCCUCUCAGUCGGCCGCUGAACCCGCGCGCCGUACGGUUGAUAUGUAUGUGUUUACUGCGCUUGUCCGUCCGUCCGUCCAUACUUAUACUUGCUCGUUCGCUUCGUGUAGCGUACUGUUUUCCGUCUGUCCGUAUCGCUUUUUGAUUAUCGCCGCGAUCGAGGCCGACGCGUUCAAGUGAGACCCCGGCACGUUUUCUCUUUGUAUUCCAUCCCCGAAAUCGUCUGUCUCUCUCUCUCUCUCUCUCUUUCUUUCUCCCCUGAUUGUCGUCGUUCGACACGGUGGUGUUCCAUCCGAGGGAAGAGUGGCAGGUCGACUACGGCUACUGCGUGACCCGGCGAGAUCUACAAGAUCUAUCUCCUUGGAUUUUUGGUGGAUCGUCCUCGCACACGGCCACACGCGAAUCUUCUGCAUGAUCUCGUACAACCUAUAGGCACCGCGUACAAUAACGAGAGACAGCGACGAGGAUGUAGCCCGUGUGGCAGGGCUUUUCGACGAGAGAAAGAAAGAGAGAGAAAGAGAAAGAACUGCAUGAAUUUCAAGUCAAGACGAUGAUGAUGAUGCGCGCGAUACAGGGAAGAGGAAUUGACCGAGGGAAGAACAGGUCAGCGUAGAAGAAAAGAAGGAGAGAUUCCUCUUUGCUUCCUCGCGAGGGAAUACGCCGGAUGUUAUCGCGAGACUGAUAAAAACACUGCCAGGAGUAAUGACGAGCUAGAUUGCCGCUCCGUUCGCUGAACCGUUCCUCGGCCGAUCUUAGCUUUCGCUCCUUGCUAACUGCAUCUCCACCUGCCCUCCCCUCUCUUCUCUUCACCUCAUCCCCCUUCGUGUCAGCUCUGCCCUCGUCACGUAUACACGUACACACGUUUUACAUUAAUAUAUACAUACCCGUUCUCUCCCUCGAGAAGACUGAAAAUAAAAGGUGGCGACAUGUUGGGCGUGAGUCAGCCGGGCAACACGCCCUCGAGCUUACGGCACUCGGCGAGCUUCUCGUGCUUGCAACGCGGCACCGCUGGCGAAGGUCAUCGCGCGAGGACCUCGACGCUGCUGCAACAACCGAGUCUGCAGCUGAGCAACGGUCAUCAUCAGUAUACGUCCAGCGGCCAUGCGGCGGCAGCGGCGGCGGCGGCGGCGGCGGCGGCGGCCGCCGCGUCUGUGGCGACCACGCAUUGCUCUCUCCUGCCACACCAUCAGCAGCAACAGUCCCGCGAGCCGUUUGAUUCCGUCCUUCAGGACGGCAACGAUUACGGCUUUGUGAGGAUGCGACCACGAUUGCGCAGCACGAAUGCGACCUUGUAUCACGAGGAAGAGGUGGCGGCCGCGAAGAACGCCCUGAGGGAACAGCGCGACGCCGCUGCGUUCAGCGAUCGCGAAUGCGACUCCAACUUCAGGGACUGCUCGUUGAAAGUCAAGGACCACCGCGAUCUCUCGCCGAAGGGAACAGCCAAGAAUCAGAACCCUCUGCGGGGCGCGCUGAUCCUUUUCACUUCAACGUCAUCCUGGUGGAAGGCCCGACAACGGGAGGAGCAGCUGAACGCAACUGGCGCCGCCGCGAUCAGUGUACCGUCGUCGGAACGGAAAUGGUCGGGCGCUUCGAUGGCAUCGCCUUCCAACGAGAGAAAGUGGUCAUCUUCGAUGACGUCGCCUACGAACGAGCGGAAGUGGUCCAUGGGUAACAGCCUGCUGACCUCCCCGUCGAACGAGAGGAAGUGGAACAGAUCGUCGGUCUCCUCUACAUCGACGAACCAACAGGACCGGAAGUGGCGGUCUCUCGGCGCACUUUUGAGGACUCCCGCCGGCGCUAGCGGUAACUCUCACGUCAGCCAGAACUCUCUGUCGCACAACAUGAGCGUGUCCAUGAUCGAGGGCGAUCAUCACUUCCGCGAGGAAUCGCGCGGCUCGAGCUGCAAGACGCGCUACCAACAGCCGACGUCCUACUCGGCGCGAGUCUCUCGCAUCAGUAGAGACGUUUAUCGGGAGAACGGAGAGUUUGGCCAGGUUGCCGGCAGGUCGAAGGUCAGCCGCAGGUUGUACCAAGAUAACGAUCCGACAAAUGACCGCGAGCUCGACGAGAGACACGUCGCGCAGCGUAAUCGACAUCAGUUGGAUGACCUCGAACAAUGCAGGGGCAAUCGAGGGGAAGGACGCGAACACUGCCGAGCCGUGGAACAGAAGAGCGCCGUGGAGACCCGCGGCACGGUCUCCACCACGCGAUCGAGCCGCGCGCAAAGCUUUUAUCUUCUGGACGACUUCCUGCGGCCGCAGCCGCAGCAACCGAGCAACAAGUGCAUGCUGAAUCUGUACAUGUCCCCGUCGCAUACCGUCAAGUGCGGCAACGAGCACGGCAGGUCGUGCGAGAUCAGGCAGGCGACCUGCCAGCAGGCGAACGUCGGCAGCAACAUCACGCCGCCGCGACGCCACAAUUCGAGCUCGGACAGCCUCGAGGUGGCCACCAGCCCGCUGCCGCCGCCGGUGCCGCCGCCGCCGCCGCAUCAGACCGCCGGUAACGCGCGGGACCGCGAGCGGAAUGAGAAUCCGAAGGAGGCGAGUAAGGACGUGUGCCCAUGCAAACUGUGCUGGACCAACAUGCAGAGAUCCCUCGUGGAAGAGGUAAGUGAAGUCCCCCUCGAGGGGGUGCGCCGGGCAAUAAUUGAGUCGUUCGUCACGCCGCAUACUCCACGCUCGGAGAUCCGCGGGAGAUCCGAGGUUUGAGAAAUGAGACUGUGAUUAAGGGACUUUGACAAAGGAUCGUGCCGGACGAGGUCGCCGUCCCCCGCCUGGCCGAUUCAAGCGGUCAUAUGGCGUGUCUCCGAACAAUAAUCUUGUAUAUAACGCUUUUCAUAUAGGCAUUUAUUUCUAAGUAAACAAAUGCGAAGCCAAGGUUUUAAUUAAGGUUAAUUCCAAUCAUUUAAUAAGACGUCAUCGAGCUUUAACACCUGCUAGAUAUAAUUUUUAAAUGUUGGCGCAGCACCUGUCAACAUGUCAAGCUAAAUAUAUAUGUAUUAAAAAAAUAUUUCAUGCAUUUAUCGUUUAAUUCAUAAAUAAUUAUAUAGAUAUAUAAUUUACGAAUUAUGAAACACGAUAAGCGGUAUAUUUUAUCGUGUAACUUCAAACGAAUCUUGCUUUAAUAGGAUUUUAAUUUGUGGUUUAAUGUUGUCGGGGAGAUAUCUAACGUUAAAAGUCUCCGAGUAAUAAAAAUAUUGAUUUGAUCAUGUUGCGCCGACCCCACCGAAAGAAAUCGAUACGUCUGAAAGAGAAACCGAAUAAGCGACACGGCAUUUCGCCUGGAUGAGGAAUUGGUCGGUUCGUUGUGGGUUUUAUCGUAAUCGU